CGGGGUCGGGCCGGACUGAGCGGAGCGCGGGGCAGCCGCCGCCGCCACCGGCAUGGCCCAGCCGCGCCGCCGCCCCCGACGUAUCAGCAGUCACCUCCGGGCUGGGCCGCUGGCGGGCAGGCAGCAGCAGGCAGCGGGGAGGCUGUGAGGAGCUGGUGCCACAUCUCCCUGCGUCCGUGCUCCCGACUCACCCAGCAGAAGGUGUGGCUGGGCUGCGCACUCCCGACUCCCGUCUCUUCUGCUCCGUCUGUUCCUGGUGGGCAAAUCGGAGGCCUGGUGUGAUGGGGUUGCUCUGAGACCUCGCCCCAGGAGCUUCAGGCCUGGAUGUUGGUGCUGUUUUUCCCGGACAAUGUGGCUGAUACUCUGGAGAAGCCCUCUCUUCCCCCCUGUUCUCCAAGUGCCUGAGCUGGUGGCCAGCUGGGACCUGCGUCUCACCCUCUGGGUCCUGAGCUUUGCCUCACUGGUUGUGCAGAUGGAGGGCCAGGUCUACUCACCCACUGUCAACACGCACUAUGGGAAGUUACGAGGGGUGCGCGUGCCGUUGCCCAGUGAGAUCCUGGGGCCCGUGGACCAGUACCUGGGGGUUCCUUAUGCCGCUCCCCCCAUCGGGGAGAAGAGAUUCAUGCCCCCCGAGCCACCACCAUCCUGGUCAGGCAUCAGGAACGCUACCCACUUCUCACCAGUCUGCCCCCAGAACAUCCACAACGCCGUUCCUGAGAUCAUGCUGCCCAUCUGGUUUACCUCCAAUUUGGAUAUCGUGGCCACGUACAUCCAGGACCCCAACGAGGACUGUCUGUACCUCAACAUCUACAUCCCCACGGAGGAUGGAGCCAGCGCUAAGAAACAGGGCGAGGACUUAGCGGAUAAUGACGGUGAUGAAGACGAAGACAUCCGGGACAGCGGGGCCAAGCCGGUGAUGGUGUAUAUCCAUGGUGGCUCAUACAUGGAGGGCACGGGGAACAUGAUAGACGGCAGCAUCCUGGCCAGCUAUGGGAACGUGAUUGUCAUCACCCUGAACUACCGCGUUGGAGUGCUCGGGUUCCUGAGCACGGGGGACCAGGCUGCCAAGGGCAAUUACGGGCUGCUGGACCAGAUCCAGGCGCUGCGCUGGGUCAGCGAGAACAUCGCCUUCUUUGGGGGAGAUCCCUUGCGGAUCACUGUCUUCGGCUCCGGCAUCGGUGCCUCCUGUGUCAGCCUGCUCACCCUCUCCCACCACUCUGAAGGUCUCUUCCAGAGAGCCAUCAUCCAGAGCGGCUCCGCGCUCUCCAGCUGGGCAGUGAACUACCAGCCUGUGAAGUACACCAGCAUGCUGGCUGACAAGGUGGGCUGCAAUGUGCUGGACACCGUGGACAUGGUGGACUGCCUGCGGCAGAAGAGUGCCAAGGAGCUGGUAGAGCAGGACAUCCAGCCGGCUCGCUACCAUGUGGCCUUCGGGCCAGUCAUUGACGGGGAUGUGAUCCCGGAUGACCCAGAAAUCCUGAUGGAGCAGGGAGAGUUCCUCAACUAUGAUAUCAUGCUGGGGGUCAACCAGGGUGAAGGGCUGAAGUUUGUGGAGGGCGUGGUGGACCCAGAGGACGGCGUCUCAGGCAGUGACUUUGACUACUCAGUCUCCAACUUUGUAGACAACCUGUACGGCUACCCCGAGGGCAAGGACACCUUGAGGGAGACAAUUAAGUUCAUGUACACGGACUGGGCUGACCGGGACAACCCCGAGACACGUCGCAAGACUCUGGUGGCCCUCUUCACUGACCACCAGUGGGUAGAGCCGUCGGUGGUGACAGCUGACCUGCACGCCCGCUAUGGGUCCCCCACCUACUUCUACGCCUUCUACCACCACUGCCAGAGCCUGAUGAAGCCUGCGUGGUCUGACGCAGCCCACGGGGAUGAGGUGCCUUACGUGUUUGGGAUCCCCAUGAUUGGCCCCACAGACCUCUUUCCCUGCAACUUCUCCAAGAAUGAUGUCAUGCUCAGCGCUGUGGUGAUGACCUACUGGACCAACUUUGCCAAGACAGGGGACCCCAACAAGCCUGUUCCCCAGGACACCAAGUUCAUCCACACCAAGGCCAACCGGUUUGAGGAGGUGGCCUGGUCCAAGUACAACCCCCGUGACCAGCUGUACCUGCACAUUGGGCUGAAGCCACGGGUACGCGACCACUACCGGGCCACCAAGGUGGCUUUCUGGAAGCACCUGGUUCCCCACCUGUACAACCUGCACGACAUGUUCCACUACACCUCCACCACCACCAAAGUGCCACCACCUGACACCACACAGAACUCCCACAUCACCCGCCGGCCCAACAGCAAGAUCUGGACCACCAAGCGCCCCGCCAUCUCGCCCGCCUACAACAGCGAGAACGGGAAGGAGAAGUGGAGCCCAGAGCAAGAGGCGGGCACGCUGCUCGAGAGCCCCCGCGACUACUCCACUGAACUGAGCGUCACCAUCGCCGUGGGCGCCUCCCUCCUCUUCCUCAACGUGCUGGCCUUCGCUGCCCUCUACUACCGCAAGGACAAGCGCCGGCAGGACACGCACCGGCAGCCCAGCCCCCAGCGCGGUGCCUCCAACGACAUCGCCCACGCGCCUGAUGAGGAGAUGCCCUCCUUGCAGGUGAGCCAGGGGCACCACGAGUGUGAAGCUGUGCCAUCCCACGACACCCUGCGCCUGGCCGCUCUGCCCGACUACACCCUCACCCUGCGCCGCUCUCCGGACGACAUCCCGCUUAUGACCCCCAACACCAUCACCAUGAUCCCCAACUCGCUGGUGGGGCUGCAGACCCUGCACCCCUACAACACCUUCACUGCCGGCUUCAACAGCACGGGGCUUCCGCACUCACACUCCACCACCAGGGUAUAGCUGCCCGCCGCCGGCGCACACGCAUGCACGCACGCACACACACGCAGCAGACACUGGCAGAGGGACCGGCGGGGCCCACUGAGCCCCCGGACGGAGGGGCAGCGCCCACGGACGGUGCAGCUCCCAGCCCAGAGACCUGUGGGGUCCCAGAGUGGCCCCAGCGCUUUCUUUUGUUCCUAUCUAACUUUUGAGAAGUGCUUUGACUCUCCUGGCCUCAGGGCCCCGUGGGUUGCCCCGGGACGCCGGUGGGGUGCAGGAGGGACACAGUGUAACCCUGCACAACCCACGCGUGCAGGUGGGCAGGGGUGCCCCGCUGUCAAUGGCCAUGGUGCUCCAUGUCAAUGGGCUGUGCCUCCCAGUGGGGGCAUCACAUCCCCAGUGCUGAGCCCACCGAGCACCCUGGGACUGACGAGGAGCAGGACCGGGCAUCCCUCUCGGCCAGUGCCCAGACAUCUCCAGGCAUCUUGGCAGCCCUGGAAAAGGCUCCUUCACUGUGCUGAGAAGUGGCCCCAGGCCAUGGUGCUAUAGGCAGAGGGAAUGGGCAGGGUCCAGGGACCUGGCCUUGUGCUGGAUGCAGGCGCUGGGGCUGGUGCCGGGGCUCAGGGACCCUGGGAGUGGGGCCCUGGGCUGGAGACUUGGCACCUCUGCCCCUCUUUGCGCUGCAGAGAAUCUCUUUUGUGUCAGUCAUUUCUCUUUGCAGAGACGUUUUUUAAGCAGAUCUUUAGUUCUUUACACACUAACGGAGUCGCCGCGUUUUGUCCUUUGUAAAGAUUUUAAAACCAAGUGUUCUUGAUAUAAAAUAAAAAGCCAGUUAGAA
Poecile atricapillus (Black-capped chickadee) is the source of this 3668-nucleotide messenger RNA. It is a transcript of the gene NLGN3, whose product is annotated as neuroligin 3. Gene Ontology annotation, molecular function: neurexin family protein binding; signaling receptor activity. NCBI's taxonomy places the organism in Eukaryota, Metazoa, Chordata, Aves, Passeriformes, Paridae. Gene Ontology annotation, biological process: modulation of chemical synaptic transmission; neuron cell-cell adhesion; chemical synaptic transmission. The transcript has 7 exons. Gene Ontology annotation, cellular component: synapse; cell surface; postsynaptic specialization membrane. The record is from RefSeq and is a predicted model, not a curated record. The coding region runs from base 350 to 2851 and encodes 833 amino acids.